AGCUGCCUAGAAGCACGCCGUUUGUUUUCCUUCUUCUACCUAACUCCAAUCAACUGCCUGCCCUAUCAUCCCUAGUAUAUCACUUUGUUCUAUUUUAGUUUCUUUUCUCCAUCUGACUCACUGCACUUUUGAGUUUAGCUCCGGUGGGAUCGGGACCCUCCGAUAAGUAGUAGUAUUACACGGAGUCGAUAAGAUUACAAACGGUCUCCUCCCGCCCACUCCUCCUACUCCUCCUUCUACUCCUCUUACUAUUCACUCUCCUCUUUCUCCUUCCUUCUUCAUGUGCAAGCUUCGAGUCAUCCGCGAAUUCCACGACAGUUAGAUCGUGGCUGUCUGAUCCUUGACGCCCUUGGAUAUUACUUUGCUCUCUCUCCGAGGGCAUGGCUCAGACUGGGAGGAACAACGGAUUGGUUGGGUUGAAGCUAGAGACGGCCUUUCAGCAUUCGCCGAGACCCCGGUGGCGGGGUGAUGAUGGAGGCAGAAGAGUGUCGGAUCAGGGAGACGGUAUCGAGGGCGAUCGUACAAACAUCUUUCACGAUUAUCACGCACCCCGUUGCGGUACUGAUGAAGACAACAGUGCUUUGAGUGGUCUGCACUCAGCGACACCCCCCAUCUCCGUUCCCCGUCAUGAUGAUUAUCCCAAGCAAGAUGUCCACUUUCCUCACAAGCCAGAGGAUGUACAAGCAUCAUCUCCGCUCGACAGCUUUCUUCAAGAACGCCGCCCUUCCAUCAGCUUUGACGCCGCCCUUGACUCUGGCCGACGCCGACCGCUAGAGGAUCCUUCUUCGAGGGGAGACGUUAGGAACCGCACUCAACGGUUCCAAGCAAAGAGUUCGAGCUUGAGGAAUUCUUUGCCUCUGGAAGAUGAUGCUGACCACAACGGAAGACAGGUGGGACUCAGUUCUAGCCUUAGGAGGCAGCAGGAACGACGAGCCAUCCCUACCGGGAUCACUCGCGACAGCUUCCCCGAAGAAAACGGUGCUAUCCCAUCUGAUAUUGAGCAUCCUACUUCUCUCACGUCUCUAUCUACUGCGUCUCCUAUCACGGAGGAGCUGCGAACCCCUCCAGAAGGGUCGCGGGGCAUGUUAUCGUCUCCCAUCUGCGUGGCCUCGCCCGUACAGACGUUCGCUUCACUUGAUGACCGCAGCUCCUGGUCAGGUAGUGUCAUGACUCCCUUUGGAAGUAAGGCACGAGGCCUUCGCGUCUCAACCCGCCAGCGGUCUCGCAGGUCUACUGCCUCGAGCGGCAAAUCUCCGGCCAGCAUGUUUCUGUCUAUGUGGAGCACUGGUGCUGAGGAGCCGGCUCCUCAGCCAGAUGAUGAGGGACAAAUGGUCGGUACUGAGUAUGUCCUUGGCAAGCAGAUAGGAUUUGGUGGCUUUAGCACAGUAAAGGAGGCCUACAAGGUCGAGGAAAGUGGCAAGACAAAACGGCUUGCCGUCAAGAUCGUCAAAAAACAAGUUUCUGGACGAAGCGAGAAGGAAAAUGACGAGGUCCAAGCGGAGUUCGACCACGAGGUGCGAGUUUGGCGAUAUUUAAGCCAUCCGAACGUCCUGACAUUGGACGCGGUCUACGAGACCGAUUAUGCCACUUUCUGCUUCACAAAACUGGCUAUUGGCGGCACGCUCUUCGAUCUCGUGCGGCAGAACCGCCGCGGAUUGGAGAUGACGCUAGCCAAAAAGUAUGCGUUUCAGCUUGCGUGUGCCCUGAGGUACCUCCACGAGGAUGCUCGAGUUGUUCAUAGGGACAUCAAGCUGGAGAACUGCUUGUUGGAUCCUACUGAGUCUCCUGAUGGGACGAAGACAUCUACUCUCGUUCUGUGCGAUUUCGGAAUGGCAGAGUGGAUGAACUCGGACAAUGAGGAUGCGUCACCUGAUCCUUACGAUAACGCGGCAGACCGUCCCCCGCCCAAGACCAUCGGCCCUGCUGGUUCCAGUACCAGCGUUGCGGGAAGCUUGGAGUACGCUUCCCCAGAACUCCUUCUUUCGACAAAUGGAGUUAUCGAUCCUUCGGUGGACAUGUGGGCAUUUGGUGUCAUCGUGUUCACCAUUGUCGUCGGAUCACGGCCGUUCCAGGAUGCUUUUGCUCCCCGGAUUCAAUCGAAUAUCCUCAGUGGGAAUUGGAAUAAACAUGCUGUGGUGGGUGAAGAAGCGGAUCCCCAGCUUCGCCAGGACAGAGAAGACGCAUUGGAGUUGAUAAUGGGCUGCUUAAACAUGAACGUUGAUAAGCGGUGGUCGAUCCGUGACGUGCUGUCUUCCCGCUGGUUGCGGGAAUUCUUGGACAAUGCAGAGAGCCCUACGGAGUCGGCAUGGAAGCUGUAAAGGGCUUCAUUCGUUGCAGUGCCUCAACGCAUUAUAUUCUUUCUCUUUCUUUCUUCCCCAGUCGAUCGAUUUUCCUCCCGUCGGGGGACUGGGAAUGUUGCUUUACGAAUGACCGAUGAUCAUGACUGGCGCUUUUAUGAUACUCACGAGCGCUGGUGUUUCCGGAAUGUUGAUCAUCUAUGAUACCCUCUUUCAAUGUUGGCAGCGUUCUGAUUUAUGAGUUCUUGAAUUUUUCUGCUUUAGCGCAUCUCGGUAUACCUCUCUACUUUAUGUGUUUUGUUACAGGCAUUACAAAUCGCCGUCGGGGACAUUUUUCGGGCAAGAAGAGGGUCUGGUUUUGGUUUGGUAUCUCAUCUUCUUUGACUUCACCUUUCACUUGCAACAAAACGCUUCUUUUCCUGGUGAUAAGGCAUGGUGUUUGUUGUUUCUUUUCAGCGGUGAGGGUUUGCGAACAAAACUUGACAUAUCCCAUUUCCCGUUUCGCUUUUUCCUUUUAACAUCUGUAUUACCUACCUAUAUCUGGACGGUCUUCUUGCUUGCUGAGAGGUUCUCUGGCUAUUUUUGGUGUGUCCACAGUCUCUUCUCUCUUCUUCUUAGGGCAUUUGCUUUCUUUGACAUAUGAGCGACAUUCUGCUACUAUGAAUGAAUUGAACAAAUGGUGGUGGGAGAGGGACUUGUAUCUAGCGGAGAUAGUCUAAUUGACUCGUGGC
Molecule: messenger RNA, 3028 nt
Organism: Aspergillus welwitschiae
Lineage: Eukaryota; Fungi; Ascomycota; Eurotiomycetes; Eurotiales; Aspergillaceae
Product: serine/threonine-protein kinase
Exons: 1
Coding region: 381-2318 (645 amino acids)
Biological process (GO): protein phosphorylation; intracellular signal transduction; microtubule cytoskeleton organization
Cellular component (GO): cytoplasm
Molecular function (GO): protein serine/threonine kinase activity; tau-protein kinase activity; ATP binding
Source: RefSeq, a predicted model, not a curated record